AUCGAUAGAGGAAGAAAAUUAGGAUAUUAUUACGAAACAGAUGCGUAAGCGCAUAUAACAUAUUUCAUUUAUCUCUUGACCGUUGACACGACUGGACGCCUAUCAAUGGCAUUAUUUAUAUUUUUAAUUUGUGCCUUUACUGUAAUUGUGAAUGCAAAUUGGCAAUCCGAUUAUGGGCCGUUCAAGAACGUCCUGUAUUCGAAGUGGAUUACAUGUGACCACAGCAAGAAGCUUGACCAGGACGUCAGCGAAACAGAACUCUACUUCUAUGAUUUCCAAAACGACUUUAACGUUAGCUACAAAAUAAACAAUGCUGUUGAUUCAAUUACCAGAUAUUAUAACUUGGACGUAACAAGACAAAUCAAGUUCUUUGUUCCGGGCUAUAAGUCGCAUAUCAAUAGAAAUGCACCAGAACUUAUCAGACAAUCUUUUAAACAAAUUCCUAACGUCUACCUCAUUAUAAUAGACCAUUCUAUAUAUACGUCAUCCAGAGAAGGAAAUAGGAAGAGCUAUGAGCGAUCAGUCUUCUAUUCCUACUACAUAGCAAAAGCACUAGCCAAAGUACUAGCUGACUUCAAAAAUGUUGGAUUCCCAUCCCAAAAUAUCCACUGUAUUGGUCACAGCUUGGGCAGUCAAAUUCUUGGAUACGCUGGUUUCAUUUACUUCGAUUUGACAGCAGAAAAAGUGUGGAGAAUCACUGGUAUAGAUCCAGCUGGUCCUUGUUUCUCCAAUAGUUUAAUAGAAGAGCAGCUACGGUCAGGAGCUGCGGAUUACGUCGAAGUAUUCCAUUGUAACGCUGGUGGUUUAGGAACUACAAGUGUUCUGGCUGAUAUCGACUUCUUUUUAAACGACGGAAAGGUCCAACCGCAUUGCCAUGUUGGAAUUAUUCCGGGUUAUGGCGAGUCGGACGCAGCGAGAUGCAGCCACAAGGCUUGCGUUCGAUAUUGGACCUAUAGCAUAAAAAACCCAGGGUCGUUUUUAGCGUGGAGAUGCGAUUCUUAUAGAGACUUUGCUAGUGGUAAAUGUGCAGGGAAUGAAGUGGCGAUAGCUGGGUAUACGAAUCCUGGCAACACGUCUGGUGUGUUUUACGCGUCCACUGAGACUUACGGUGUUUUAUAAUUUAAUCAUAUUUUAAGUUUUGUGUAAAUUAAAGUGAAAUGAAAGGACAUGAAAUGAUAGAGAAUUGAGUGAAGAUGUAUUAUUUUUUAUGAGUUACCGCAUAUGUAGAGUUUGAGAGGCUGUACGUAUGUACCGUUUACAGUGUAUUUUGAUUACUCUAUAAUCUAUCUAAGUAUGUAUUUAAUAAUUAUUAAUCUCAAUUCUCUGUACAAAAUAUGCAAACAAAUAUUCAACUCAUUCUAACAUUUAACACGCACGUAAACCUUAAAGUUUAAACACCUUUUACUAUUUAAACAUUUUGCUCGCAAUUUCCAUUCUAAUUUAACAUGUUAUUUAGUGGGUCACUUUAAAGUUUCGCAAUCCCUGCUCCUGGUCCUAUUAAGAGGGAUCAUUGAAAUAUUUGUACCUCCAAAACGUCAUUUAUUCAUUCAAUUUGAGUUCCGGACGUUGCCUAAUGAGGUUGCUCCUUGCUCUAGGAAUGUGAUAUUAAGAUGCCCCUACUAGGUGUUCACUGUCUAUAAUAAAAAUGAUAUUAAAAUGUACUCAAAUUUUAAGAUGUUAUUUUAUUGUAUCUUAAAAUUUUCAUGAAACUCACAUGAUAUGUUUAGGAAAAGUUGAAUUACCACAAAAUUACAAUUUGGCUCUAAAAUUUCCGACAUAAUUU
Messenger RNA from Colias croceus (clouded yellow), 1783 nucleotides. RefSeq names its product pancreatic triacylglycerol lipase-like. The coding region runs from base 106 to 1119 and encodes 337 amino acids. Gene Ontology annotation, molecular function: lipase activity. Lineage: Eukaryota; Metazoa; Arthropoda; Insecta; Lepidoptera; Pieridae. The record is from RefSeq and is a predicted model, not a curated record. The transcript is spliced from 2 exons.